AUGGCUCCUCCUCGACGGCAUCUCGCACCUCCACCACUGGUCUGCUCCCCGAGGGCCUCUAUCGACCCCGUAGAUACGCCUGAAAUUGAUGGUGUCCUCAAACAACUCAAGGCAUGCUCACGGAGACUGCAGGCCGCCCUAGCUUGCCAUCGGACCGAGCUGCAGGUCCUGGAGAGGCUCUACUACAAGGGGAAGAACCAGCACCGCACCGCGCUCUUUUGGCAACGCGUCGCCGAGAUGCGCAAGCUCGGAGAGCGCGUCGACGAAAUGAACAUGGACGACGCAGUCGAGAGCCUCCGGCUUGCAUUCUGGGGUGACCCCUCCUCCCGAACCCCGAAGCUGCUCAAGGGUCCAUGGACGCACUGUCCAGAUGCCAAAGUGCUGCUCUUCGUGAUGGAGAGAUGCUCUGCGUGCUGCACGCUAGUCGACCGAGCCCGCGAACGCCUCCUCCGUGCAUACGAGUCCUUUACGCUUAUGAUGCAGACCGGUGCAUUCCUUCAGCUUGUGCUUGCGCUCGCAGCCAUUGCGUCACGCCUCAGUCUCGUGCUGUCCGAAGUGAGGAGUGCCCUCGAGGUUUCGUGGGCUGCGAGCUACCGAGCAUUGCAGACUCUUUUCCCUGCAGAAGUCGCGAAGGUAAAGAAACUCGUAGAUACAAACUCUACAGCUGCACUCCCGCCAGCUCCAGUACCCUCAAUAUCGACAUUCACGCCCUCAGACGUUGUCCCUGAACCAGGCGACGUUCCGGAUGAAGAUUUAGGCAGUGCUCUCGUCCGUCCCCC
This is a messenger RNA of Trametes versicolor FP-101664 SS1, 779 nucleotides long. RefSeq lists its product as uncharacterized. The record is from RefSeq and is a predicted model, not a curated record. The annotation marks the transcript as partial. The transcript is spliced from 5 exons. Lineage: Eukaryota; Fungi; Basidiomycota; Agaricomycetes; Polyporales; Polyporaceae.